Nerophis lumbriciformis (worm pipefish) is the source of this 1603-nucleotide messenger RNA. It is a transcript of the gene ankrd29, whose product is annotated as ankyrin repeat domain 29. Gene Ontology annotation, molecular function: protein binding. Lineage: Eukaryota; Metazoa; Chordata; Actinopteri; Syngnathiformes; Syngnathidae. The record is from RefSeq and is a predicted model, not a curated record.
CCAGCGGCCGGAGGGCGAAGCUGUCAUGCAGCACUGCAGUAAAGGAAAGCGCGCGUCCGCGGUGCAGGUUGUGAUGUCCGCCAACACCCCACAGCAGGUGCAGGAUGAAGGAGAAGGAAGACACAUGAGAUACGAAUGAGGGACUGCAGGAUGUCUUUUAAGAAGGACACGCCGCUGUCCAAUGCUGUGUUCUGGGCGGCCCACAGGGGGAACCUGGCCCUGCUCCAGCUGCUGCUCAACAGUGGACGUGUGGACGCUGACUGCAAAGACAAAUGUGGAACCACAGCGUUGAUGGUGGCGUCCUACAGCGGCCACAGAGAGUGUGUGAAAGGACUCAUCAUGCAAGGAGCUGACAUCAACUACCAGAGAGAAACAGGUUCCACCGCUCUGUUCUUCGCCUCCCAGCAGGGUCACGAAGACGUGGUAAAGCUCCUCUUUGAGUUCGGAGCCUCCACUGAAUUCCGGACAAAGGAAGGAGGCACCGCUUUGACCGCCGCCUCUCAGCACGGCCACGCCAAAGUGGUGGAGACGCUGCUGAAGAACGGCGCCAACGUUCACGACGAGCUGAAUGACGGCGCCAAUCCUCUGUUCCUUGCGGCCCAAGGGGGUCACGUGACCGUCAUCCGCCACCUGCUGGCAUCAGGUGCCAAGACAAACCAUCCGAGAGAAGAUGGCACCGCCCCCUUGUGGAUGGCAGCCCAGAUGGGACACAGCGAUGCGGUGAGGGUGCUCCUCUUGCGUGGUGCAGACAGGGACGCCUACAGAGAAGACGGCUCCACGGCGUUAUUUAAAGCGGCUCUGAAAGGACACACCGGCGUCAUCGAGGAGCUUCUCAAGUUUUCUCCUUCCCUCGGCCUCCUCAAGAAUGGCUCCACAGCUCUCCAUGCCGCUGCCCUGGGCGGGAAUCUCCAAAGCGUCCAGCUUCUGCUCCGCGCCAACGCCGACCCCACGCUCGUUAACAAGAAUAACGAACUCCCGGCCGACGUGGCCCAAAGCCAACGUGUCCUGAGAGUUCUGCGCAAACCGAAAACCUUAAAGGUGACGACGGAUGACAACCGUGGCUCCUGCCUGCACGUCUGCCUGCACUGAAGCACUCAUUUCAAUGGUGUGUCCCUUUGAUUCAUGCCCAGCUGUUAGUGCGUGGUCAUUCAUACGCAGACUGUAGAUGAGUUAUUGAUUUGAGCUUAAUAAAGACGACAUAUCCAAUGACCAAAGAACAGGUUACAAAGAUGGUUGAAACAAACAAAAGAGUCUUGUUCCACAGAAAUGACACCACAUUCCCCCCUUUCGGGAUGUUUACAUCGCAACUAGAGAUGUCCGAUAAUAUCGGCCGAUAAAUGCGUUAAAAUGUAAUAUCGGAAAUUAUCGGUAUCGGUUUUUUAUUAUCGGUAUCGUUUUUUUAAUUUUUUGUUUUUAUUUUUAUUUUUGUAUUAAAUCAACAUAAAAAACACAAGAUACACUUAAAAUUAGUGCACCAACCCAAAAAACCUCCCUCCCCCAUAGCGAAGGCCGCCACGCACUGUAAAAUAAUAAAAAUGUAAUAAAUUAAGCAUAAAAAUUAGAGAUGUCCGAUAAUAUAAAAUGUAAUAUCAGAAAUUAUCGG